Messenger RNA from Durio zibethinus, 1130 nucleotides. Its product is annotated as inorganic pyrophosphatase 2-like. Gene Ontology annotation, molecular function: phosphatase activity. Lineage: Eukaryota; Viridiplantae; Streptophyta; Magnoliopsida; Malvales; Malvaceae. The record is from RefSeq and is a predicted model, not a curated record.
UUGGUUCUAUAACCCAUAACAUAGCGUAAACCUCAAUCAAAUAUCCUUCUCUUUCUGUGUCUUGUCGCGCAAAACCCUUCCCUUGUUCAUCAUCAAUAUGGCAGCUUUAGGCCGCAUAGUUGUGAUUUUCGAUUUCGAUAAAACGAUCAUCGAUUGUGAUAGCGAUAACUGGGUAUUGGAUGAGUUGGGUGCUACCGAGUUGUUCAAUCAACUCCUCCCUACCAUGCCUUGGAACUCUCUUAUGGAUCAAAUGAUGAAGGAACUUCAUUCACAAGGAACAAAAAUUGACGACAUUGUAGCUGUUCUGAAAAUAACUCCGAUACAUCCCCGAAUCAUCCAAGCCAUUAAAUCAGCUCAUGCUUUAGGGUGUGAUUUGAAGAUUGUGAGUGAUGCGAACAUGUUUUUUAUCGAGACAAUUUUGGAGCAUCAUGGCCUGAGAGAAUAUUUCUCAGAGAUCAAUACGAACCCAGGUUUUGUUGAUGCAGAAGGCAGGCUAAGGAUCUUCCCUCACCAUGAUUUUACUAAAUCUCCUCACGGAUGCGAUAAUCCAUGCCCUCCAAACAUGUGCAAGGGUAUUGUGAUUGAAAGGAUUCAAGCUUCUCUAACCAUGGAGGAGAAGAAACCAAUAAUAAUCUACCUCGGUGAUGGGAUGGGUGAUUUCUGCCCAAGUUUGAAGCUUGGUGAUGGAGACUAUGUAAUGCCAAGGAAAAAUUUCCCAGUUUGGGACUUGAUUUGCAAAAACAGGAGGCUAAUAAGAGCAGAAGUUUGCGAAUGGAGCAAUGGAGAGGAGUUUGAGCAUGUGUUGCUUCAGCUUGUUAGCAGGAUUUCCAUUGCCAAGAACAACAUUAAUGCUGGCAAUACAGCUCAGUUGUAUUCAGAUUGCAAACUACAAACAUUAAUGCCAGGCGCUGCCAGUGAAGCCUUCUCACAGACCCUCUCGGUUCCACAUUAGAAUUCACUAAAGAUUGUCAAAUUAAUUUCUGACAAUUUCAUGUCUUUUAGCUCUAGUAGAGUGCAGUAAUCUGUAGUUUUAUUAGUUGAAAAACGUCAAAUAAUUGAAUAGCUGUGUACUUUUUUAUCGAAAUAACAUAUUAUGAAAAGCAAUUUUAUCUUGAAAUUGCGUUAACUUU